AUGGGCUGCCUUUACGGUGGAAUUAGAGCUGCCUACUCAAUUGAGAAGGAAUUUGGAGAUACAACAAGAGCCAGCCAAUGCCAGGAAAGAGCUGAUGAACUAAAGAAAGGAGUUAUGGAGACAUUAUGGGAUUCAGAAACAAAAAGAUUAUAUAGAGGUAUAAGAGAUAACGAUCUUAAAGAUCCUGAUACAAAAGCUGAUUCAGCAUCAAUGACUUGUGUUUUCUUCGGAUUGUUGGAUUCAGAAAACGCCUUAAGUCACUUGAAUUUUAUCAAAUCUAAGUUGACAAAGCUCGAAAGUGGCAUUGCAAGGUACGAGAAUGAUCCUUACUUCUACGACUCCGUUUGGAACCCAUGUGGUGAAGGAACAAUGGAAACACAACAGGCAGAACCAGCUUGGCCAGUCGUAACCGCUUACGUUGCUUGGUCGGAGCAUUUACUCGGUAUUGAUUUCCAAAAGAGACUUGAUUGGAUGGUCAAAUACGCAGCUUUCGGAAAUAUGCCAGUUGGUGAAGGUGUUGACUCAAAAGAUGGAGCUAUGAUUGUUCCUUCUGCACCUGACUGCUUCGAACAUGCUGGUGUUUACGUAUACUCUGUUUUACUCAAGGAAGGAAAAGUCAAAUCUUUAGUUUCUACAUUCUAA
Trichomonas vaginalis G3 is the source of this 642-nucleotide messenger RNA. Its product is annotated as glucan 1,4-alpha-glucosidase protein. NCBI's taxonomy places the organism in Eukaryota, Parabasalia, Trichomonadida, Trichomonadidae. Gene Ontology annotation, biological process: carbohydrate metabolic process. The transcript has a single exon. The coding region runs from base 1 to 642 and encodes 213 amino acids. The record is from RefSeq and is a predicted model, not a curated record. Gene Ontology annotation, molecular function: hydrolase activity, hydrolyzing O-glycosyl compounds.